UAAUGUUCAGACGUAAAGCUGUUUUCAUAUUAGUUUAUAUAUUGGACGUUUUCCUAUGAAUAUAUUUAAAUAAUAAUUGCUGACUGCUUUGAUUUGGUAAAUGUGUUUAAUGAGAUAUUCAUUCAUAUCGUUUUAAGAGUGACGUAGACAAAUUGGCAGACUAUAUCAACCUUACUAUUAGCCGUUCGAAGCUGGUUACUUCGACCAACUGAUGGACAUAUAUGCAGUAAAUAAUCUACGAAUGUGUAUAGAAAGUAAAAUUAUUUGGAUUUUCUAUUGGGUGGUUUGCGUAUUUUAAAGGAUAAUAAAUAAUAAACCGCAAAGUAAAACUUGAACAAAUUAUACAACUAGCAAUUUACAUGUAGGUGUUCAUCAAAUAAUCGACAGUGAAUAUUUUUCUAGAUAUAAAAAAAAAUAAACAUAGGAAUAAAACAUGACCGAACGUUCGAGAUCUAGGCAUAAUGAAAGGUCAACUAGAAUUAAAACUUCACGUAAUCAAUAUUCUCCCGAGGGCAGUCGAGACAUUGUUUGUAUAGAGAAAGUAGACUCCUCAUCGGAAUCGGAAUACUCCUCUGAAUCGGAGUUUCAACAUCCGCCAACGCGCAAUGUAAGCUGUCAGACGAGGACAAAAUUCGUUAUACAAUCAAAGCCUAAACAGAAAAAAGAGUACCCUAUUCGGUAUGUGGUGAAAGAAGAAUCACCAGAGAGAGACUACCCACAGAAAUAUGUAAUUCAACGUUCGUCAACUCGCAACGUUCGUUGCCAGAUGACAACACAUUACUUUAUACCAGGGCAGUAUAGAAAGAGAAAAACUUCAAAUAAGAAAAUUCAAGUCGUUGUAGAUAUUUAUCCUGACACACCUUCUCCCAGAACUCAAUUAUCUGACAACAUUGAUGUUACAGUGCAUUACGAUAAAGAUUAUGAUUCGUUGUACCCAAAGUCACCUAAAGACAGUCGUAAACUCGUUCAUUAUAUAGAUUUGAGACAACCUGCAAACAAAUUAAAGCAAAAACCGAUUGAAGAAUUUGGACGUGAUAUCAUAUAUCAACUGAAGAAAGAGGGCUAUAUAUAUGAUAAAGUCACAGAUACCAGACACAACUCUAUGGAAAAUCCUAUAGUUAUGGUAGACGGGCAUAGAUAUGAUAAAGUCACGGAUGACUUAGAAUCGAUUACAAUUAAAAGUACUACGGGAAAGAAAGGACAGCAAUCAAAUGACUCCAAUUUAUCCAAAGAACAGAAAAAGAACGUUAUAAAUCAAACUAUUGUUUAUGAUUAUAGAUAAAUGACGUACAGUACAUUUAUAUAAAGUUACAUUUUUAUGUUAAUGGUUAUGGUGUAAGGUUCAUACCUGUACAUAACAAAGCAAUGUUUUCAAACUAA
Messenger RNA from Mytilus trossulus (common blue mussel), 1380 nucleotides. RefSeq lists its product as uncharacterized. Bases 434 to 1282 code for a protein of 282 amino acids. The transcript has 3 exons. Lineage: Eukaryota; Metazoa; Mollusca; Bivalvia; Mytilida; Mytilidae. The record is from RefSeq and is a predicted model, not a curated record.